AUGGUAGACUCUUUUCCGGAUCUGUCAAUGGUGGCUUUUGCCAUAUCCCAUAUAUUUAGCCUCUUAAACAGUUGUGAAGCCAUAGAGUCAAAAAAUUACGCAGUAACAAAGGCUAUUGAUGCUAUCACAGAGCAACAAGUUGAAUUUCAUAUCAAUGCGUGUAAGUUUAUCGGAUGGAUGAAAACAUUAAAACAUCAUGCCAAAGAUAUUCAGAAUUAUGUAGAAUUCAAAGAUCAAGAAAACACUCUUGAAAACGAGCGUUCAAAACUGACCAUACUUUUAGACGAUUCUAAGGAGAUUAGAGCAUAUUGCCGAAUCUUGAAAAAUUCGUUUGAUCAGAUAAGAGAAUCUCUAUUAAAGAUACACAAAGAACUUUCCACGUAUGAAUAUUCACUUCCUGAUAGUGAAAUUGAGAGAAAAGCUAAGAAAAAAGAGCUAAAAGAUUUGAACAAAAUUUUUACAAUCAAGAAUACGGUGGCAGUUAUUCUUUUUUUGGUAUCAUUUGUGUUUAAUACAAUCCCAACUAUCUUUUAUUUAGCAUCGUUUGUAUUUAAUAAGGUACCAAAGUUGGAUUAUUUUCAUCUAUUUUCAUUUGUAUUUUUAGUAGCUGGGAUAUAUGUUUACUAUGGGGCAAAGUCAGAUAGAAAAAUAAUCCUUCAGAUCGAAGAUGAGUUGGACGUAAUGAAUGAAAUAUUAGACAAUAACCUUGAAAAUAUUAAGAUCUUAAAGAGAACUCUUUAUUCGAUUAUUCGGUGCAUUAUCGAGUUUGAAGUAAUUUGUGAAGUUCAAGAAAAUAGAAUUUCUUACCUAAUUCGAAAUUUAGAACUUAACGGAAAUCUAGACAAUGAUAAUUCAGUUCAUAUGACAAUCGCGCUAAUUAGAAUCAAAUGGUAUGGGGUAUGA
Messenger RNA from Acaulospora morrowiae, 903 nucleotides. The record is from the annotation of a GenBank genome assembly. NCBI's taxonomy places the organism in Eukaryota, Fungi, Glomeromycota, Glomeromycetes, Diversisporales, Acaulosporaceae.